GUCGUGGUGUAUAAAUGAUGCGGGAUACAUCGAUGUAGCUCAUUCCUUGUCAAGACUUGUAAACCAAUAAUAAUGGCACUCAAGCUUGCAGUUCUGUGUGCAAUUGUGGCGACAGCGAGCGCUGGAGAUGUUCUGAGCGGUCACUAUUACCACGCACCCCAGCCACUGGGUUAUGCAGCCCCAGUAACUAAAGUGGUGUCACCAGUGGCCUAUGCCACUCCAGCGGUUGCUAAAGUCCCAGCAGUUGCAACUCCUCUCCUCACCAAGCACAUUGACGAAGAAUACGAUCCAAAUCCACAAUACAGCUAUGCCUACGAUGUCCAGGACUCGAUAACCGGAGACAACAAGCAGCAGCACGAAAGUAGGAAUGGUGACGUUGUUGAGGGAAGUUACAGUUUUAUCGAAGCCGAUGGCACCCGUCGUAUUGUCGAAUACACCGCUGAUCCACACAACGGAUUCAACGCAGUUGUUCACAAAGAACCAGCAAUCACUAAAGCUGCAUCAAUAGUUGCACCACCACCAUCACCACUACCACUUGCCUAUGCACCAGCUUCAAUUGUCACUAAACCCUUGGGCUAUGCUGCACCAGGUCCCUACUCCCAUUUCAUUCACUAGGCCAAAUCCAUUCAGUAAAUUCACCAUCGCUGGACAUCACAUUUUUUCAUGGAUCUUAUGAUGUUACGCGUAAUCAAUCGAUCACUCGAUAUGAAUCAUCGUUAUUUAUACGUUAUUUUACCAAACUGUUUCAGCGAGUUUUUGUAUCCAAUAUAUUUCAAUAAAAACUUGUAAAUAUCA
This is a messenger RNA of Fopius arisanus, 795 nucleotides long. Its product is annotated as larval cuticle protein A2B. The transcript is spliced from 2 exons. Gene Ontology annotation, cellular component: extracellular matrix. NCBI's taxonomy places the organism in Eukaryota, Metazoa, Arthropoda, Insecta, Hymenoptera, Braconidae. The record is from RefSeq and is a predicted model, not a curated record. Bases 73 to 615 code for a protein of 180 amino acids.